Messenger RNA from Daphnia magna, 2645 nucleotides. Its product is annotated as HSPB1-associated protein 1-like. The record is from RefSeq and is a predicted model, not a curated record. Bases 155 to 1318 code for a protein of 387 amino acids. Lineage: Eukaryota; Metazoa; Arthropoda; Branchiopoda; Diplostraca; Daphniidae. Gene Ontology annotation, molecular function: 2-oxoglutarate-dependent dioxygenase activity. The transcript has 5 exons.
GCUAAAGUUGACCAUCUCACUCCGAUGGAAAUUAAUACAGUUCGUCCAUUUCUACCCCAUGCUUUGGACCAAUUAUUCAGGCUAAGACAGGAGAAAAACUCUACCUACAAUCAGACCCAAUAAAUUUAUUCAACAAGCAUAUAAUCACCGUGAGAUGGCGUCAAAUAGCCCUGAUCCUUCAAAAAUUCGGCGGUUAAUCAGCCACGUUCGAAAGCCUCUAGUCUUCCGUGGAUUAAUAGAAUCGUGGCCUAUGCUAAAGUUUUCUCAAAAUGACUGGGAUAAUUUGUUUCGUCAAAUGGUGUUAGAAUGCCGAGUUGGUAGCAGAAACUCCCGAGGUGAUCAACCUCAAUGGGAAGGUGAAUCUGACAAUAUCAAGUGCACGUACUCCGAGUUCAUCAAGUGGUCCGAGAAUUCUGGUGAUGUGUGUAACCCGGAAAUGAGUAGUUUAGAAACGGACAAACAUUUCCUCUAUUAUGGUUACAAAUAUAUGAAGGACAUUUUCGAUUCGGAAGUCCUGCGAAUGACGGAAUGGAAAGCGUUCGGCUAUCCCGAAAAAAAUGGAGCUGAAUCAACGUUCUGGAUGGGUACAGCUGGUGCCCACACUCCGUGCCAUUAUGAUACCUAUGGAUGUAAUCUAGUGGCCCAGUUAUCUGGCAGGAAGCGCUGGAUUCUUUUUCCUCCGGAAGAUACUGAUUUUCUCAAGCCAACACGCGUACCAUACGAAGAAUCGAGUGUUUACAGCAGGAUUAACUUUGAAAAAUGGAUUGGAACCAUACCCAAUAUCAGUGGCACUCAUCCCCACGUGGUAGACUUGGUUCCUGGUGAUGUUCUCUUCGUUCCGAGGCAUUGGUGGCAUCAUGUACGCAACGAAGAGUUGUCAAUUAGCAUCAACACCUGGCUGGAACUCUCCAACGAUGAUCAAGAAGCCCGUCUGCAUGAAUCGCUGGUCAAGUUCUUAGUGGCGCACACCUGUCGUAAUCUACAACCGAAUGUGGUUUCCGAAUUGCUUAAUCCAAACGAAGAAGACAUGACGUAUGCAGAUCUGGAUGAAAUUCAAAACUUCGUUCACUAUUCUUUCAAAGCAUUGAAGGAUAACGAAGCUGAUGGCAGAAAUGUACCAGAAGAUGUCGAUGCUUUGCCAGAUGAGCCGUGGAUUCUUCCAGUUGUUUGUAACGAAUCGUUCGAGCCUAAAGUAAAAAAGGCUCGCUCCGCUGACGCCCACUCAAAAAUUGUAGUUCUCGAUGUUGUAAGAGCCUUCUGUCAUCCGCGUGUUAUUGAAACUGUAUCGCAGAUUCUCAAAAAUGAAUUUAAAACUUAGAAAUAUUUUUCAUCCAAGGUUGUUCUUUUUUCCCAUUUUUGUUCGCUUAGUUUUCGCAAGUUGUUCUAAAGAACUAUUUCCGUUUUUUCUUCUGAUUCAACUUAGUAAUAAAACGAAUUGCCUCGCGUUUAUGCUUGACUGGGGGCAGUUAACUUUCAAAUGGUUGAGGGUUCAUCGUGUCUCGCCACGACAAGUAAGAAAUCCAAAUAGCUUAAAAAAUAAAGGAGAAAGUGAACAUCAGUUUAAGUUUAUUGUCCAUUACAUAUUGAUAUAACAUUUGUCCGAUUUUUAGUGAAACUGAAAUACUGAUAAAAUACAUGUGCUCUAAAAAGACUAAGAAGAAGGUAUAUCAUGUAUGCCUGGCACACAAAAGUUGCAAUGUUUAUGCACUAUCUUAUGGUAGAUCAAAGAAAACUUGUCGUUGCUGCAAAGUCCACAUUGGCAAUGUUUUUUUGUUUUUUUCCAUUCAAUAAUAGCCCUAUUCACCAAAGAACGUUGCCGGGAAUAUACUUGUCGAUCAGUGAUUGAUAGUAAGGGGUGAGUGCCUUCACGUCGGGAAUAGAAUCGCUUUUGGUGUACAAGUCAAAUUCACUGUAGAAAAUCAUAACAAUUUACGAUCUGUGACCGUAUAUAAUAAAGUGUCAAAGUAGGUUAGGAUUACUUGAACUCGCGGACCCAUGGAAGCAUUUGCAAGUCACGUUCGGAACACAGGUGCAUGUAAUCGCCGCCGGAGUGCCACGGAUAGAACGAGUGAAACCUAUUCAUCAUAUCAUAAAAAUAUAAACAAAGUCGUGUGAAAAGCAAUAACGCGCGCACAAUUUUCUCCUGUCAUAUAACGAGAAAAGUCAAAUUCAGAAUUCCAAUUCAUCGCCUAGAUGCGGAACUCGUCUGCAACUUUCCAAACUUCCGGAGAGUAUUUAAAGGCCCAGCGUGAGGCAAUAAGGAAUCAAUCGCAUCCAGAAGUCCUCGUCAGACGAAACCAAGAUGAAAUUCUACGCAACUGUUUUGGUAUUGGGAUUGAUCUUGGCUCUCAAUCAAGCCGCUCCAGUUUCUCCGGAGGAAAGGCAAUUUGACAGCAUUGGACAGACAUUUAGUACCAUUGCUGGGAUCCCUGCGAGUCUAGCCUCCUUAUUCACGCCGCCAGUUCUUCCGAGUUUCAGCGCAUUACGCACCAUGAUGAGCUCCUUCUUCAACUUUUUACCAAAUCUAAUUACUGAUUUGUAAACGCAACUGCCUUACACACGCUGGGCGUCGCUUGUUUUUCUUUUCACAUUUUCUUUACAGUUUUUCCGACCGUUUUCCCGAGAAAAUAAACAAUAAAAAAUAA